Canis lupus familiaris (dog) is the source of this 2215-nucleotide messenger RNA. It is a transcript of the gene PRAM1, whose product is annotated as PML-RARA regulated adaptor molecule 1. Gene Ontology annotation, molecular function: protein binding. Bases 130 to 1893 code for a protein of 587 amino acids. Gene Ontology annotation, biological process: protein localization to plasma membrane; integrin-mediated signaling pathway; T cell receptor signaling pathway. Lineage: Eukaryota; Metazoa; Chordata; Mammalia; Carnivora; Canidae. The transcript has 9 exons. Gene Ontology annotation, cellular component: plasma membrane. The record is from RefSeq and is a predicted model, not a curated record.
UGCCCUCCCCACCCAGCCAGCAUCCCCUACCCCCGUGGGGCCCGUGGAGCACAAGCCACAGUCACUUCCUGAAGGCAGCGGCCCAGCUUGGGUCCCACUUGCUCUGUGCCCCAUCACCCGCCUGCAGCCAUGGGGAGCCAUCAGGACUUCCGGAGCCUUCAAGCAAAGUUCCAGGCCUCUCAGCUCGAGACCAGCGAACUCCCCAAAAAACCCCCAAAGCCUGAGUUCAACAAACUCCUAAAGAAGUUUCCACCACCCGAGCUAAGCGAGCACCCCAAGAAGCCCCCACAGCCAGAGUUCCACACAGUACCCAAGAAGCCCCCACAGCCCCCUUGCACCGAUCUCCCCAGAAAGCCCUCCAAACCUGAGUUGAGUGAGCCCUCCAAAAAGUUCCCACAGUUCGAGACCCCUCAGAAACCCCCACGGCCUGAGCCUAGCAGGCCCCCACUGGAGCCCAAGCCCAGUGCCUUCCCUAAGAAGCUCCAGCAGCUGGAGCCCAAUGGGACCACCCCAGAGCCUUCACAGCCCGACUUUAAUACCCUUCCCAAGAAGCCCCCUCAGCCCGACCUCAGCGUGAACCCUAGAAAGGCCCUGCAGUCUGAGGUCAGUGGCCUCCCUAAGAAAUCCCUGCCACAGCCUGAAUUCAAUGAGGUCCCUCAGACGCCCCCCUGGAAGUUAGAGUCCAAUGAGCACCCGCCCCACUGCUCAGAGCCCGACUUCAGUACGUUUCCCAGAAAGAUCCCAGCCCCUCAGCUGAGUGAUCUCCCCAAGAAGCUCCUGCACCCUGAUUUUGGUGACCUCACCAGGAGGUCCUCAGAGCCUGAAGUCAGUGUGUUUCCCAAGCGGCCACGGCAGUCUGAAUUCAAAGCACCCUCCAAGAAGCUCCUGCAGCCUGAGCUGGGGGCCCUCACCAGGGUGUCCUCAGAGCCCGAGUUUGGCCUCCUCCCCAGGAAGUUCCUGCAGCCUGAAUGCCAGCAGCCCCCUCGAAAGUUCUCACAGCCCGAGCCCAGUGCUCUGCCCAAGAAGCACCUGCACACGGAGUUCUUUGGUGAUCUCCCUAAAAAGCCCCCACUCCCUGGCUCCGUCUCAGAGAGCUCACUCCCCGCUGCUGUGGCGGGCUCCCGCCCCAGGCUCCCAUUCAGCCCUGGCUUUGGAGCCAGGGAGCAGAGAUCAGGAGCUCGCUCUCACAGUGGAGGCUCGAGGCUGGGCCUCCAGCCUGGCCACCCACCCCGGCGGAGGCCUCUGCCCCCAGUAAACAGCCUAGGCCCCCCCCCAGCCAAGCCCCCACUGCCCCCUGGCCCCAGGGAUGUCCAGAGCUUCCGAAGAGCCGCAGCCGCAGCCACAGCUCUGAGGAGGACCCGUUCUUCUGCUGGGAUCCACCUCCAAGCCCGACAGACUCAAGACAUCCUGCAGGACCCGGACGAGGCCUAUGAGCUGUAUGACGACGUGGAGCCCACGGACAACUCCAGCCCCAGUCCCAUGGGCAGAGAUGAAGUGCCAUUUACCCAGCAACCCCCCAGGCCACCACAAGAUCCAGAACUCAGGAAGGAGAAGGCUCCCCAGCCACAGCAGUUGCCACCCACAGACCUGAAGUCCCUGAAGCAGAUCCGGAAGGCAGAGAAAGCGGAGAGGGAGUUCCGGAAAAAGUUCAAGUUUGAGGGGGAGAUAGUGAUUCAAACAAGGAUGAUGAUCGAUCCCAACGCCAAGACACGUCGUGGGGGUGGCAAGCACCUGGGGAUCCGGCGUGGGGAGAUCCUGGAGGUGAUCGAGUUCACAAACAAGGACGAGAUGCUGUGCCGGGACACCAAGGGCAAAUAUGGCUACGUGCCCAGAACAGCUCUACUGCCCCUGGAAACGGAGGUGUAUGAUGAUGUUGGCUUCUGCGGUAUGUAGAUGCUCAGGGUGGGCUGGAAGGGACCACAGUGCCUGGAAAGAGGUAACCCCCUACUCCACCAUCCCAUUUCCCUGGGGGCUGCUCAUUAGCUGUGUAUGGGGAGAGGAGUCACUCCAAGUCACCCUUCCUCAGCAGAACCUCUGGAGAGCCAACCAUUCCCCCAGGGAAGAUAAGGCCCACAGGUGUGGGUCCCCAGGACAACCUGUCAGCCCAGCCACCCACUAAAGCAGGAGUUUUGGAGACCAGACUGGCAAUCACAGAACCACCCAGGCUCAUGCCUGACUACAUACAUGAACCACAUAAAGCUCCUAUUUAAAGCGA